Molecule: messenger RNA, 318 nt
Organism: Staurois parvus
Lineage: Eukaryota; Metazoa; Chordata; Amphibia; Anura; Ranidae
Source: the annotation of a GenBank genome assembly
AUGGAAGAAUCCAAUAGACACAUAGCAGAGUACCCCAUGAAUGGAGACCUAGCACAGUACCUUUCUGAGGAUCAGGAGCAAAGGGAGAGUGUGCGACAAAUGGUUCUUUCCAACUUAUCUGAAACUGAAAAGUCGGUGAGGAAAACUGUUCAGAAGUGCCAGAAAAGCCCUCUGCCUGCAGACUUUCAAAGGGAAGAAGAGGUGUUUGGAGGGGUUACAGAGCAGUCUUUCAAAAAGUUAAAGCCAAACCAUGCUGUGUCCUUUAAAUUCCAAACUAUCUUUGUGCCAGAUGUGGCAGUGGUGGAACAAGACAACUGA